This is a messenger RNA of Nematolebias whitei (Rio pearlfish), 285 nucleotides long. Its product is annotated as C-C motif chemokine 20-like. The coding region runs from base 1 to 285 and encodes 94 amino acids. The transcript has 3 exons. Gene Ontology annotation, biological process: inflammatory response; neutrophil chemotaxis; monocyte chemotaxis. Lineage: Eukaryota; Metazoa; Chordata; Actinopteri; Cyprinodontiformes; Rivulidae. Gene Ontology annotation, cellular component: extracellular region. Gene Ontology annotation, molecular function: CCR chemokine receptor binding; chemokine activity. The record is from RefSeq and is a predicted model, not a curated record.
AUGACCUCCAACGCUGCAGCUCUGCUCCUGCUGGCUCUCAUCUGCUUCCAGUUUGCAGCAGCCCAGGUCCCGGUGGACUGCUGUCUGAGUGUUUCUGAAAAACGUUUGCCCUACAAGAACCUGCUGAGCUACACUAUCCAGGAGGCUGGGAAGGGCUGCGACAUCAGCGCUACGGUGUUCCUCAACAGGCACCAAAUGAAGCUGUGCGUCGCCCACCCUGAUGACAAUCAGUGGGUGCGAUGGCUCAUUAAGGUUUUGGACAAGAAGAAAGAUGCACACUCUUAG